CUCAUUCGGGAAAUGCUAAAUAUUUAUAGUUUGGCCUCCUGGGCCCAGCAUCCCAGCUCCACUCCCAGGCUCUGGGGGCUGGGGAGUGGUUACCAAACCUCCUCUCUCCUGUCCCAACAUCCCCCCUACACCCUUCUCUAGCUCAGAGGCUCCACUGGACCCUCGACUCUUCCUUGGACCUCUUGUGCGCCCUGCGAGCUUCGCUGGAUUCAGGGUCUUGGGCGUGAGAGGUCUGCCGCCAUGGGGACGCCCUGGCUGCGCGCGCUGCAGCUGCUGCUCCUGCUGGGCGCAUCAUGGGCGCGGGCGGGCGCCCCGCGCUGCACCUACACCUUCGUGCUGCCCCCGCAGAAGUUCACGGGCGCCGUGUGCUGGAGCGGCCCGGUGUCCGCGCGGGCGACGCCCGAGGCCGCCAACGCCAGCGAGCUGGCGGCGUUGCGCUUGCGCGUCGGCCGCCACGAGGAGCUGCUGCACGAGCUGCAGAGGCUGGCGGCGGCUGACGGCGCCGUGGCCGGCGAGGUGCGCGCGCUGCGCAAGGAGAGCCGCGGCCUGAGCGCGCGCCUGGGGCAGCUGCGCGCGCAGCUGCAGCACGAGGCGGGGCCCGAGGCGGGGCCGGGGGCGGGGCCGGGGGCGGAGCCUGCCGCGGCGCUGGCGCUGCUCGGGGAGCGCGUGCUCAACGCGUCCGCCGAGGCUCAGCGCGCCGCCGCCCGCUUCCACCAGCUGGACGUCAAGUUCCGCGAGCUGGCGCGGCUGGUCACCCAGCAGAGCGACCUCAUCUCCCGCCUGGAGCGCCUGUGCCCGGGGGGCGCGGGCGGGCAGCAGCAGGUCCUGCCCCCACCACCACUGGUGCCUGUGGUUCCAGUCAGUCUUGUGGGUAGCACCAAUGACAGCAGUAGGAGGCUGGACUCAGCCCCAGAGCCCCGGAGAGACCAAAUCCUGAGACAGCAGGAGCCCCUGGCUUCUCUCAUGCCUGCAGUUCACCCUGCUGUUCCUACCAAGCCUGCGGGCCCAUGGCAGGAUUGUGCAGAGGCCCGACAGGCAGGGCAUGAACACAGCGGAGUGUAUGAACUGCGAGUGGGCCGGCACGUGGUGUCAGUAUGGUGUGAGCAGCAGCUGGAGGGUGGAGGCUGGACUGUGAUCCAGCGGAGGCAGGAUGGUUCGGUCAACUUCUUCACUACCUGGCAGCACUACAAGGUGGGCUUUGGGCAGCCAGACGGAGAAUACUGGCUGGGCCUUGAACCUGUGUAUCAGCUGACCAGCCGUGAAGACCAUGAGCUGCUGGUGCUCCUGGAGGACUGGGGGGGCCGUAGAGCACGUGCCCACUACGAUGGCUUCUCCCUGGAACCCGAGAGUGACCACUACCGCCUGCGGCUUGGCCAAUACCGUGGUGAUGCUGGAGAUUCUCUUUCUUGGCAUAAUGACAAGCCCUUCAGCACCGUGGAUAGGGACCGAGACUCCUAUUCCGGUAACUGUGCCCUGUACCAGCGGGGAGGCUGGUGGUACCAUGCCUGCGCCCACUCCAACCUCAAUGGUGUGUGGCACCGUGGCGGCCACUACCGAAGCCGCUACCAGGAUGGCGUCUACUGGGCCGAGUUUCACGGCGGGGCAUACUCUCUCAGGAAGGCCGCCAUGCUCAUCCGGCCCCUGAGGCUGUGACUCCGCUCCUCCGUCCCCUAGGCCCCAGGGGACAUUGGUCAGCAAGAGCCCAAGUUGUCCUGGCCACACUUUCUUUGUGGCUCAGUGCCAGUGGGUCCCAUGGAACUUCCCCUCCAUGGAUCUGUGACCCUGGGCGCCGCAAAUGGGACCCAGGCAUCCCCCCCUGCCAAUAUCUCGGCCCCAGAUGGCUCCCCAAGGUCAUUCAUAUCUCGGUUUGAGCUCAGAUCUUACAAUAACACAAAGUAGCCACA
Saimiri boliviensis boliviensis (Bolivian squirrel monkey) is the source of this 1904-nucleotide messenger RNA. RefSeq names its product angiopoietin like 6 (gene ANGPTL6). Gene Ontology annotation, molecular function: protein-macromolecule adaptor activity; extracellular matrix structural constituent. Gene Ontology annotation, biological process: fibrinolysis; blood coagulation, common pathway; positive regulation of heterotypic cell-cell adhesion. The record is from RefSeq and is a predicted model, not a curated record. NCBI's taxonomy places the organism in Eukaryota, Metazoa, Chordata, Mammalia, Primates, Cebidae. Gene Ontology annotation, cellular component: fibrinogen complex.